UUAAGCACAAAAUCCACCUGUUGUUGACUGGCCGAUGAAUGAGUGACUACAUGCAUGCAUAUUUGUAUAUGAUUAUAAUUGUGUGUGAUCAUCAGAACUUUUUUUUCUGAACACAGAUCAUCAGAUUCAUAAGGUCAAAACAAAAAUAAAAAUAAAAACCCUCACGGGUCACGUGCUUAAGCUGUAAAUACAGUUCUUCAGUCUUUCAUUAACUAUAGAUAUCUUCAGUUGUUUUCAUCUUAAAAGAGACACUGUUCUGCUUCUCGAGCUACCAAACCCCUUUCAUCUCCUUCAGAAAGGUCUAUUCAACCCAGCCUCAACAUUUUCUUAUAUAUCUAUCUUUAUAUUGACACAGGUAUAUAUCGUGAUUAGUAAAUUUUAAACUUCGUAUUUUACUUGCCUUUAAAGCCUUCCUUACCAAUCUUCCUUCACACCCUCUUUAAAAGUCACUUGACUUUAAUAUUUCUCUUUUUGUUUCUUUCUGCUUUUCUCUCUUUUCUUUCGAUCAUCUGAGAGCAUGCUUGAAUGUCAAGAGAAAGGGAGAGACUUGAAGAGAUAGGGAAGAAGAUCAAAAGAGAAGCAGAUGCUUGGCCUAAUCAAAUGGCAGGAAUUAGAAGACAUAUAUCUGGUCCUCCUGGAGCCCUCAAUACCAUUACUCCUUGUGCGGCAUGUAAACUUCUGCGCAGACGAUGCGCUCAAGAAUGUCCAUUUUCGCCUUAUUUCUCCCCAUAUGAGCCUCUUAAGUUCGCGUCGGUCCACAAAGUCUUUGGAGCUAGCAACGUCUCCAAGAUGCUAAUGGAGGUACCGGAAGGCCAGAGAGCAGACGCGGCAAAUAGCCUCGUGUAUGAAGCAAACGUGAGGUUAAGAGAUCCAGUGUACGGUUGCAUGGGAGCAAUCUCAGCUCUACAACAACAAGUUCAAGCUUUACAAGCCGAGCUUACGGCCGUACGAUCUGAGAUUCUCAAGUACAAGCAACGAGAAGCUGUCGCCACUUUGAUCGUACCGUCCAAUUCCCAAUAUCACAACUCUGGCGGCGUCUCCGUCAUUGCACUACCACCACAAACGCCGUCAACUCCACCGCAACCUACAGCGGCUCAUCCUCCGCCUCCUCCAUCUUCUUGUGUUUACUCUCAACCAACCACAAGAGCACUAGAAUACGGCGAGAUUGAAAGUGAGAACAACUCCUACUUCGGUUAAAAUUUAUUUGAAUCAUUCUACAAACACACAUACAUAUAAUUUAUUUCCAUAAUUUGUGGUCCGACAAUUAUAACUAAGUUAAAUAAAUAUAAGGGAGGAGGAUGAUGUUAAAGAGCCUGUCACUAAUCGAUCAAAUGUAUAUUU
Brassica napus (rape) is the source of this 1341-nucleotide messenger RNA. Its product is annotated as LOB domain-containing protein 15-like. The record is from RefSeq and is a predicted model, not a curated record. NCBI's taxonomy places the organism in Eukaryota, Viridiplantae, Streptophyta, Magnoliopsida, Brassicales, Brassicaceae. The coding region runs from base 526 to 1197 and encodes 223 amino acids. The transcript has 3 exons.